AUGUGCCUUCGCGCCGGUUCCGUGCAAAGCCGCGGCGAAGGAGCCGGCGCGGCGCACGUGUUGCGGCUCCGCGGCUGCGGGGGCGCCCGGGACGCGCCGCCCGCGGGGAGCCCCGGGGAGCCGCGGCUCCUCCUGCCCUUCGCGCCGGAGCCGGCGCCGGUGCCGGUCCCGGCGCCGCCGCGGGACGCGUCGGGGAGCAGCGAGCGGCGGCAGCGCAUCAGGUCGGCCGCCCCGCACCUCGCCCCGUGGCGACCCGGCUCCGACACCCGCCGCGCCGCCGUGGUGGGCCGGGGGGCGGCUCUGCGCCUCGAGAGCUCCGCCGCCUUCCACUCCCUCGUCAUCCGCGACGGAGGGAGGCUGGUGUUCGCCGACCGCCCCCACGGGCCGCCCAUCACCCUGCGGGCCCGCUACAUCCUCAUCCACGACGGCGGGGAGCUGCACAUCGGCUCGGAGCGCUGCCCCUACGGCUCGCGGGCCACCAUCUCGCUGUACGGACGAGCCGCCGAGGGGGCGGCCGUGGAGGGCUUCGGCCAGAAGUUCGUGGGCGUGGGUCGCGGCGGCGUCCUGGAGCUGCACGGCCGGCGGGCCCGCUCCUGGACCCUCCUGGACAAAACCCUGCACCCCGGCGGGCUCCGCCACGGCCCCUACUCCUCCGAGAAGCGGUGGGGCAGCCGCGGGCUCAACCUCCGCAUCCUGGACGCCGGCACGGCGCGGGUGCUGGCGGCGGGGCGCUUCGACACCCACCUGCAGCCCGGCGAGUGCCGGCGGCUGCGCGCCUUCCUGGCCCUCCAGGCCCCCGGCAGCCUGGUGGCGGCCGCCGUGGGGGACUCGGCCGCCCGCAGCCUCACGCUGGAGACGCGGCUGCUGCUGCGGGACCGCCUCGGCAGCAGGUACAUCGCCCGCCUGGGCUACAGGCAGCCCUGGGCGCUGGUGGGGAUCCUCGGAGGGGAUCAGCUUUCCACAGCAGAAGACAAGCGGGAGUACCACGGGAAUGGAACAACGGGGUUAGCCGUAGCCCAGAGAGAUUUCCUCACCUACGAUGGCACCCGCUUUACUGUUACCGCUUUCAGUGGAUGGAUAAAAGGGGUGCCUCAUAAUGGAUUUAAAGUGGAAGUGUCCAAAGGAAUAAUUCUUCAUUUGGUGGAUGAGGUUACAAGUUGGUUACCUGGCGACCGGAUCGUCGUUGCCAGUACAGAUUAUUCUAUGCAUCAGGCUGAAGAGUUUAAUCUCCUUCCUUGCCCUGAAUGUAAAAGUAACCAAGUGAAAAUUGAUGGCAGCCCACUUUAUCUUCACAUUGGAGAAGUCAUUGAUGGCGUCGAUAUGAGGGCAGAGGUUGGUCUUCUGACUAGAAAUAUACUUAUUCAAGGAGAAAUGGAAGACUCCUGUUAUGGACAAAAUCAAUGUCAGUUUUUCUCCUUUGACACAUUUGGAGGACAUAUUAAAAUCCUAAGAAAUUUUAGCUCUGUUCACAUGUCAGGAGUGGAAUUAAAAAACAUGGGGCAGCAAAUCCUGGGCAGUUACCCUGUGCAUUUUCACUUGGCUGAGGAUGUGGAUGAGAAAGGAGGAUACGAACGCCCAACGUACCUUGAUAACCUGGCUAUCCACCACUGCUUCUCUAGGUGUGUUGCCAUACAUGGAACUCAUGGCCUUCUGGUAAAAGACACCAUUGGCUAUGACACCCUGGGGCACUGUUUCUUCCUCGAAGACGGGACAGAGCAACGCAAUACAUUUUAUCACAACCUGGGCCUCCUCACGAGGUCGGGGACGAUCUUGCCUUCGGAUCGCAAUGAGGCUAUGUGCCUUGCCAUCCGCAGCCAUGUCUAUGGGAAUUACAUUCCUGUGCCAAGCACCGACUGCAUGGCUGUCAGCACAUUCUGGAUUGCAAAUCCGAACAACAACUUAAUAGAGAAUGCAGCAGCUGGUGCUCAGGAUGUUGGGAUAUGGUACAUCUUCCACCGGGUUCCAACUGGACAGUCCGAGGGGCAAUAUCCAGAGGGACAGGCUGAACAUACCCCCUUGGGAGUAUUUUACAACAACAGAGUCCACUCCAAUUUCAAGGCUGGUUUGUUUAUUGGAAAAGGAGUAAAAACAACGAAAGCCAGUGCUGAAGAUCCCAGAGAGUAUCUCACUGUUGAUAAUGCCAGGUUUCGCCCACAUCAAGAUGCUGAUCCUGAAAAGCCGCGAGUUCCUGCCGUGAUUGAUGGUCUUAUUGCUUUUAAAAAUAAUGACCAUGGGGCCUGGGCCAGGGGCGGCGACAUUAUUUUCCGCAAUUCGGGGUUUUCAGACAAUGGAAUUGGACUCACUCUGGCAAGUGAUGGGACUUUCCCGACAGAUGAAGGCUCCAGCCUGGAGGUUACACGCUCCAUUUUUGUUGGAGAAAGCAGCAACUUUGGCUCCCAGGGAGGCCAAAACAGCUACUGGGGAAAAGGGGCAAAUGGAGAAUACAGAACACUGCCCAGAAACAAGACAUUCCCUAUUCGUGGAUUCCAGAUUUAUGACGGGCCUGUCAGGAUGGCAAAAUGCACUUUCAAGAAGUUCACCCCGACUGUUGACAGAUACUCCAGUGCCAUUGGGUUCUUCAUGAAAAACUCCUGGCAGAUAAGCCCCCAGAAUAAUGUGUCGCAGAUCCUGAUGGAGAAAAGUGUUGGACUGAAAGUCUUUUUUGGCAGAUCAGGCCAGUGGUUUGGAAACAACGAUAAUGACGGUGACAAAAUGUCUGUCUUCCACGAUCUGGAUGGCUCAGUGACAGGGUAUCCGGACACUUUCAUAGGCAGAGCGGACAACUACUUGCUGCGUCAUCCCGGGUGUCUCACUGUCCCGCGCUGGAACGGGGUGAUGUGUACUGGGAAGUUUGCACAGCUUUAUAUUCAGGCCAGACGCCCUGAGAAUCUGACCUUAUCCAUUGCCAGAGCAGCAUACCAUUCCCAUCCCUUGCGGUUGCAAGGCGUGAACAGAGGAGCACCAUACCAGCAGUACCAGCCUGUCAUCAUGCUCGAGCAGGCUUAUAUCAUCCGGUGGGACGGCAGAGCACCUGAGGAUAUUAUCCUGUACCCGAUCAACUUCAACAGAGGAGACUGGCUGCGUGUUGCCCUCUGCUAUCCCAGGGAAGCUGUUUUCCAGGUGGUGGCGGAUAUCUACCAGCGACGGACAGGGACGGUACACAGCGUAAAGCACUACGUCACCGCUUCUUCCCGGGCCAGCGCUCUCAACGGGACCGGCGAGCAGCUCUUCUACUUUGACAGAGCAUCAGGGUACCUAUUUGUUCACCUGCAAGCCCACGAAGCUCGGAAAGGACACAGUUACUGCUCUCAGCAAGGCUGCGAACGUAUUAAAAUCAUGGCGCAUAUGUACCCGGGGGACUCCUGGAGCUGUGACCCAAACCCCUUCCCGGAGAGGCCAGCAGCCGCCCAGCGCCCCGUGUCCCAGCACCCGGCUGGGCCGUGCAGGGCGUGUGGGGCCCCGCAGCUUGCGAUCACGAGCACACCCUCAGUCAAGUACAUAAGGAUCCAGAUCCAGUCUCUCAGCAGGGCAAACAUACAAAACCGCUUGACAUCCGCCUUCAUUAAGAUAAAUGAUGCGGUUUUCCUGUUCAAUCGCCGGGGGAUAUUCUUCGUGGUGCUAGAUGCAUGUUCAGGAGCAGUCGUGAGUAGGCGGCACUUUGACACAGUUACUGGUGAAAACGCUGCCAGUGCAAUAACUGAUUAUGUUCAAACAUUUAUAAAAGAGAGAUCACUUGUUCUCGUGUGCUCUAGAGAUAUUGCAGACGUGGUGGGGAGCUCUGAAAUGUCUGUUUUUACCAGGUUAGGUGCAGCAAAGCCUAUUGUCUUCCACAAGGAAGGGAGUUUUGCCAUGCUUGGCUAUAAAGGACAAGCCAAACCCUCCUGGAUUAAAGUCCUUAAUCAUGCUGGUUAUCAGAAAGCUGCUUCCCUGCAACAUUAUGUUCCCUUGAAGCUGAAAGAAUAUCAAUGUCCAGCUAAUGCUGACAAGUCACUAAAAUUCGCUUUUUCUCAGAACCACUCAGAGAACAUCUCUGCAGAGCCCACGGCGCCUCGGGAUUAGCAUUGCUGGGCAACAUCAGCCAG
Messenger RNA from Gavia stellata (red-throated loon), 4082 nucleotides. RefSeq names its product cell surface hyaluronidase-like. Lineage: Eukaryota; Metazoa; Chordata; Aves; Gaviiformes; Gaviidae. Bases 1 to 4059 code for a protein of 1352 amino acids. The transcript is spliced from 23 exons. The record is from RefSeq and is a predicted model, not a curated record.